Messenger RNA from Fusarium redolens, 1140 nucleotides. Its product is annotated as chaperonin 10-like protein. The record is from RefSeq and is a predicted model, not a curated record. The annotation marks the transcript as partial. Gene Ontology annotation, molecular function: oxidoreductase activity. The transcript is spliced from 2 exons. NCBI's taxonomy places the organism in Eukaryota, Fungi, Ascomycota, Sordariomycetes, Hypocreales, Nectriaceae.
CGGGAGAUAACACGGCAAUCGAUUCUGCGGAUUUGCAGCAGUAGGGAGGCUUGUUGUCGCUUUUCGAGGUUGACAUCGGGCAACUUUGUGAAAACGAAUCGAGUAGCAAUCGCGAUGGCGUUCAACACAACAUUACCAUCUCAGAUGAGAGCGGCGUAUAUCGCAGAGUAUAACAAACCGUACGCUUUGGGGGAGCGUCCACUGCCGCCCAUCAGAGACACAGACAUCCUCGUGCGCGUCCACGCCGCUGGGUUCUGCCACUCAGACCUUCAAGCCUUGCAAGGCGAAUUCGAGAAGCCAGCACCAAUCGGUCUCAUCCCAUCUCAUGAAAUCGCUGGCGUCGUUGCCAAACUCGGUAGCAGCUACGAAGGAGAUCUCAAAGUCGGCGAUCGUGUCGGCGUCCUCAACUUCAAGCAUGCAUGUGGUUCAUGCGUUGGAUGUCGCUUGACGCAAAGAAGAGGCGAAGACCUUGAUCCGAGAUUCUGUGACAAUCGCGAAACAGCUGGCUUUUUGCACGACGGAGGCUUUGCCGAGUAUGCAUCAGCUGAUCCGGAGACGACGGUCAAACUUCCGGACUCGAUAUCAUUUGAACAAGCUGCUCCGCUCACCUGCGCGGGAGCAACAGUAUGGGGAAGUCUUGAGGGCGCCACAGCGGGAGUGGGCAAGGGAGAGACAGUGGCGAUCGUGGGUAUCGGUGGACUUGGGCAUCUCGGUGUGCAGUUCGCAAAGGCGCUCGGAUUCAAAGUGGUUGCGGUGGAUAGCAGAGAAGCUGGUCGACAAUUAGCAUCAGACGUGGAGAACUCAGCACUGAAGCCUGACCUUAUUGUAGACUCUUCCGACACCACAGCGGCAUCAAAGACCAUCUGUGACUUCACCAAUGGCGAGGGCGUCGCAGCCGCGGUUGUUUGCACGCCUUCGCUCGAAGCGAAUCGGUGGGCGCUCGGUAUUCUGAGGAUGAAGGGCACGCUGGGAAUACUGGGUCUUCCCCAAAACCCAUGGCAGUUCGACGCGGCGCCUAUAGUGUUUCGGGAGUUGACGAUCAAAGGAAGUUACGUGGCGGGGAGAGCUGCGACGGAGAGGAUGAUGAAGGUCGUGGAGGAGGCGGGCGUCAGAUCGCAUUUGACUGUGUUACCGUUCGAG